Catharus ustulatus (Swainson's thrush) is the source of this 3674-nucleotide messenger RNA. RefSeq names its product lines homolog 1 (gene LINS1). The record is from RefSeq and is a predicted model, not a curated record. NCBI's taxonomy places the organism in Eukaryota, Metazoa, Chordata, Aves, Passeriformes, Turdidae. The transcript is spliced from 8 exons. Bases 928 to 3234 code for a protein of 768 amino acids.
GAUAAUUGAAGAGGCAUAAAUUUCUUCCCUCAUUCUGUUUGCAGUUCCACUUGACUUUGAUUUUGAUGUUAAAGUAUUAUUAAUCAUGAAAGUAACAUAUAAACCCCUUUUUUUUGUUGCUUACUUUCUGCAUAGUUUUCCUUUCUGUCUUUUAUGUGCUCAGUCUAUAUAUAAGGUUUUUAGAACUGUUUCCUGUUGUUUGUGCAGGAGUCUGGCUCUGUGAGGUGUUGCCUUAAUUGGUUUUUAGAUGCUGUCAUGAAUAACUCAGAUAAAUAAUACAAAUAAGGCUUGGAGUUUGUCACUGCUUUUCUUUACUCUUCAGCUUUGAGCUUUUCACUCUCGUGCUGUGUCUGAAACAAAUUUAGUCCUUGUCUGAUGUUUUCUCCCUCUUUGAAGUAAAUGCCUUCAAAAUAAGCCCCCUCACUUUUCAUUUCCUUAACGUUUGUGAGCUGUUGUCAUGUGUGAGUUAGACAUAUCUUAGAGAUGCUUUUGCAAAGUUUGCAAAUUACUUGUGGGACAUAAAUGUGUUAUGGGAGUAUCCAGGAAAGCACAGCCAAUAUCAUGUGGUGAAGGUGAAAUCUCACUGGAUGUCCUAGAAAAGUUCUGAAUCUCUUCUGCCUUAACCACCCUCUGGAUUGUGUCAAUUUGUGCAUGAGAUCUCUUCUUUUACCACAAAAGCAAAUGAAUUUGGUGUUGGUGAUAUAAUAAUGGAACUGUGAACUUCUUCCCAGGAUGGGAAUUCUUCAUUUUAAUGUCUCACUGGGACACUUUUGUGCAGCUGAAUUUGCAUUUUCAAAGUAACUUAGAAGAGAAAUGCUCAGUGGUGCUUCUGUUUCUCUCACUGGCUGAAAGUAACUUGGAAGCUGAUUUGCAGUGAAUAAUCAGUGAAGACUCACAGCAUUUUCUGGAAUAUUGCAUGAGCUCAUCAUGAAGAUCUGUCUCCUGCAGCAGGUGUACAAGGAUGUCCUGGCAGGCGUUCCCCUGGCAAGGGAAAGCCAUCAUUAUUCCUCCUUAAUUAAUCUGGGCGUGGAGAAGCCACCAGAAGGAGAUGAAUCCUGUCAUCAGAAGCAUCUGCCACCUACUGCUGGUGAUGGGAGCCAUCAGGACACUGAUAUGUCAGGUGUUGUCCCUGCAACAGAUGAUUUAUCCAACAGCUUUGCAAACAUGAGCUCCUCGUUGUGCCCACGGGAGGUGAUGCUGCUGCAGCUCACCUUGAUCAGAAUGAUGGUGGCCAAAGCAGAGUCCCAGGAGAUUGAACUGCACGUGAGACAGAAGUACUGUGAAAUCUUUGUUCUUCUUCUAAAGGAGGCAAAAAUUGACUCAAAAUUGAUUCACCUGCUCGGUUGUGACGAUCGGCUGUUGUCUCACAUGGCCUCCCAAAGUUUAGCAGCUCUUGUGCAUUUCCAGCUGAAGGAGGAGGACGCCUUAAACGUGCCGUGGCUGAGCUUCACCCUGAGCUCGCUGCUGGCAUUCCCCGGCAGUGCCCGGGUGCCCGCUUGCCUGUGGACUCUGGCAGCGAUCCUCAAGGAGACGCUGAAGGACGCGCCCGUGGCCGCUGCAGGUAUUCUGAAGAAGUUGUUGGCUCCUCUUGAUGCAGUGCUUGAAGGAUUUUAUAAUGCCAUCCUGCUCCAUCAUUUUGACAGUCACCACUACACUUCACCUUAUUCUGAAGCAACAAACAAUCUGAUCAGUUUUAUAGAUCUGCUUGAAGCACUUGUGGCUUCCAGAAUUGAGCUGGAAUUACCUCUCAGGUGCCAGAGAAUUUUAUUUUUGAAAGCUUCUUAUGUCCUCAACGUUAUUAGUUCAUCAAUUCCUUAUGUAAUCAAGAAGAAAUUCAUUUUGCUCCUUAAAAAAUGUGUCCUUUACAAGUCCAGAGAAGAUGCUAAAAGUGGAUCACUGUUUUUAGGAACCCCAUCUUUGUGUGAGGAUAUGCUUGCACUGAGUAAUGCUGUUCUGCAGGUUGUGAAUUUGACUUGGCUUAAUCAGAUCCCACUCAGUGGAAAGUCCAGCUCCUUUGGAAGCAGUGAAGCUGCUCCUGGACACGAUUCUCAAAGUGGUUCUGACCAAACUGUUCUCAGAGCCUUAAGUCUGGUUGUACUUAAAGCACUGGAAUUCAAGAUUCACAAUUCUGCAACAGAAGCAGAAAUCAAAGGAGACUUUGAGAGUUCCAUGUCCCAGCUGUUGAUGUUCUGGAGGAGUCAUGUAAAGCCUUCCCCACAGUCUCACCCAGUUGUGCAUCACUGUGAAUGGCUCUCCUUGGUUUUUAUGGAGCAAGAUGAUGACAUGUGGGAAGCUGCUAAAGCUUUAUUACUCAUCUAUUUAAAAUUUGAUAGGUUCCGGUGUGAUGCUGCUGAUAACCUCAGCCAAAAAGAGGAGGAAUCCUGGCAGUUCCUUGUGCAUGCAGGUGGAUAUAACCCACACUGUAUCUUUUUAUUUUUUCUAGAAAAGAUUGCAUUUGAUUCUACAGUACUUCUAGAUUUUUUGAUUUCAUCAGAAACUUGCUUUCUGGAGUACUUGGUCAGGUACUUAAAGCUCCUUGGGAAGGAGUGGCAGCAGUUUGUAGAUGUCUGUAACCAUUUCGACACCAGGCACAGCACUUUCCACCCAGUCUGUUCUGUCAAGCCACCCCACCGAGAAAAGCAGAGCUGCGUGACUGGGGAGAGUUUGCAAAAUGCUGUUUGUGAUGCACAAGUACAGACUCCGAGCUCUUUGGCUCCUCCUCACGAGGGGCCGGUGUUUACAGCGCAGCAGGGUGAUAAUGGGGCUGCGGAGUGGAGCCUGUCUGACUCACUGACCGGCACUGAUAGCGCGUCCCUGCCUGCUUCUCUUCAAAGCCUGCUUAAUUAUGACAGCUCAGAGGACUCGGAGGUGGAAUCAGAUGGAAAAGAGUGCUUGGUAAACACAAAGCAAUUGCCUUCCAACAAUGAGGGUGAGCUGAGCAGGAGGGAAACUGGUUGCAGCUGCAGAGAUGAUGAGAGGAAUCCACGCACACCUGAAGUGUCACCUCCUAAACCAAGGGGAGCUCCUACCUCAUCCUGUUGGACUUGCAUGGCAUCUUCAGAUAACAUUGCACCCCUAAGAGUAAUGCUUUCCAAAUCAACCAAGUGUUUGGAAGAGUUGCAAGAGGCUAUUUCUAGGUUGCAGAGGAGAAAUCUUUUCCCAUACAAUCCAUCUGCAUUGUUGAAACUGCUGAGCCAUGUUGAGAAGAUGAGUAAAUCCAUGAAUCUACCAUAAUUCCAAGUGUUCUUGUGGGUUUUUUAAACAGGGAAUAUUUCCCUGAGAUAAUCACUUCUAAAUCUCAUGCCUCUUGCACUAGUUUGUGCAUUUGACCUCAGGCAGGGUAAACAUGGAUUUUGUUGGCACCCUAAAGUUCUGGAAUUGCAUCCAGUGAUGUGAUCCAUGACCUGAGGGUCCUAAGCUCAUUCAUGAUGUGUAUGUCAGUGUACAGUAUAUAAGGAUUAGUAGUUGGAUAUUCAGCAUUUUAUAAUAAAUAACUCAUGUGAAAGCAUUUCAAGAAUAUAUCUUAUUUAAAGUAUUGUCUAUUAUACUUAAUGUCGUUCUGGUUUUGAGUUCAUUGCCAGAUUGGUGUUGAUUUAUGGACAACAGGGCAAAGUUAAUGCAACACUUUGCUUAGGAGUUGGGCUAAAUAAAAUAAUAUAGCUGGGGACAGUUUA